Molecule: messenger RNA, 449 nt
Organism: Dipodomys spectabilis (banner-tailed kangaroo rat)
Lineage: Eukaryota; Metazoa; Chordata; Mammalia; Rodentia; Heteromyidae
Product: interferon alpha-inducible protein 27-like protein 2A
Exons: 4
Coding region: 93-434 (113 amino acids)
Biological process (GO): apoptotic signaling pathway
Cellular component (GO): mitochondrion; membrane
Source: RefSeq, a predicted model, not a curated record
GGGCGGGGCACCUCGGGACUGGCUGGGCCGGCUGCGGCCGGCCGCACAGUCGCUUCAUCUCUGAGCAGCUGGGAAGUGGACCCCUCGCCGCCAUGAAGAAAACGGUGGUGUCGGCUGUGAUCGGAGGAGCCCUGGCGGUGGCUGCGGUGCCCGCCACCCUGGGAGCCCUGGGCUUCACCACGGCCGGGAUCGCCGCCUCCUCCGUGGCCGCCAAGAUGAUGUCUGCGGCCGCUGUCGCCAACGGGGGCGGCGUGACUGCCGGUGGCCUGGUGGCCACCCUGCAGUCGGUGGGAGCAGCUGGACUUUCUGCCUCGUCCAAUGUCCUUCUGGGCUCUGCCGGGUCCGUGGUGGGGGCUUGGUUGGGACGUUCCAACAAGAAACCAGAAGAGGAGGGUCCAGAGGAGGACCCCCCAUCAGAGGAAGUUAAGAAAUAAAAGCCUGGCUCUGUG